UUAAUGAAGGUAUUGCCUGUUAGACCGGCCGCAACAACGUGGGAGAAAAGUGUCGGGAAGUGAAUAUCGCAGUUGUGAAUCAGUUGAGGGAGCGUCUAUUUAUUUCGUACAAAGGACUGUUAAGAAGAAUUUUUUUUGUCAACUCUGGUAAUCGUUUAUUGAACAUGUGAAAUAUUUAAGAAAAUUUUGCGCGUCGGUCUAGCUCGGAAUGGCGGAUCGACGCGAUCGUCCUUAAAUAAGUUUUUCGUAUGGAAUUUUGUAGUAACCGCGCGUGUAUGACGUCAGGAGAUGUAUACACAGUGUUGCAGCCAAAUAAAAAGUUAUAAUAGAGGUAAUCGAACAAGAGAUAACCCUUUUUGUGGUUUUUGGGAUCCAAUAUUAUUCGCGUGUUCAAUCCAAAAUGGACGGAAAUUUCGGUAGAUCAACGUAUUCUGCAGGAGCAUCAACGCCCUUUUCCCCGCAUCGAAACUCGGAGAUGGGUAACGGAUAUGUGUUGGGUGGAGGAGAUAGUAACCAUCCCUGGUUCGGAGGAAAACGGUGGGGAGCGUACCCCUUUCACACUGGUCGGGGUUUUUUCGGGAGGCAAAGGCACCAAACACUACCUGCGAUGUCGCCUCCACAUAUUGUUUUUCCGGAGCAACAGCGACCACGUAUGAUAUUUCCCCAGCAGCAGUCAAUGAUGUUCCCGCAUCCUCCUCCACCCCAAAUUAUGAACCUUCCAAUAUCCCCUAGUGCUAAAGGGUAUAAGUCGCCUAACGAGCCAAACAAUAGUUACCACGCGAACCCGCAAGGGUUCCUAAACCGAAUUAAAAAAAUUGUUAACGGAUUUAUUAAUCCAAAUUUGAACUGUGAUUUUUACUCGGACCACCAUCGCUAUUACAAUCCGAAGUAUUACAAUAAUUACGCGAUUGAGAAAGGGGAAGCCCCGUUUAAGCCGAACGUCAAUAACGAUUGCAGCGUUCUUCCCUCGCAGCCGACAGUGUCUGCCACUAUCGAGUUUGCUAUUUUCACCAGUGACGAUUUUCCUGCACUGCUAUGGAAAUCUCCCGUCACACAAGAAUCCGUUAAUCAAGUGAUCAUUCCCGAAAAGGAGAUUACUUGUGAGGACUUUUCGAAAUCAAAGUUAAGCGAUCCGGUUGUAACUGGUGCCACCUGCAAAUCGCCAGUCGGGAAGAUGCGUGCCCCAUACGCAUUCACGCCCCCUCAGCGCGUUCGGCAAAUAUCUGAAUGCAGUGACGACAGCUUGGUAAUUUGUUUCUCGGAAGAUGCCCGGGAAGGAGUGUUGGAACUGGCCCGCGAUAGUGACGAGGAGUCCAACUUAGACAGCUAUAGCGAUGACAGCAGCAGCGAAGAUGAAAAUGACAUCGACGAGACUGAUAAUUGUAUGAAAAUGCCAGAAAUGGGGCAAUUGGAUUCGAGUUUUGACGAGACGAAAGAUAAAAAGGUCCGCUUCAAUCUGAACCCCGAAAUUCAUGUAAUGUAUAAAUGGGACUUCGCAUACCGGAGUGCGCGAAGAGGUCACUGGGAAAAUUUCGCACGUGAUCGCGAUCGGUUCAAGAAGCGCAUCAGCAAUUUGGCUAACAUUAUUAAUCCUGUAUUAGAUACUCAACACCGUGAAAAAAUCUACGGGUCAAGAUUUUGUGGUAGCGAUGACAAUGUUGCAUCCUCGAGGUGCACAGAAACACAGAGUAGUAACACAUAAAUAAAUUCCAUUUAGAUAUAGAA
Messenger RNA from Hermetia illucens (black soldier fly), 1725 nucleotides. RefSeq lists its product as uncharacterized. The coding region runs from base 401 to 1702 and encodes 433 amino acids. Gene Ontology annotation, cellular component: protein phosphatase type 1 complex; endoplasmic reticulum. NCBI's taxonomy places the organism in Eukaryota, Metazoa, Arthropoda, Insecta, Diptera, Stratiomyidae. Gene Ontology annotation, biological process: response to endoplasmic reticulum stress. Gene Ontology annotation, molecular function: protein phosphatase regulator activity. The record is from RefSeq and is a predicted model, not a curated record. The transcript is spliced from 2 exons.